AACCUCCCCGCUGUUCUUCCCUUCCUCUGACUCUGGUAUUUCCCACAUAAAGCCCCCCGCCUUUCCUCCUCCUCCUGCCAGCCUCCCUGUCAUCCCCCUCCUCCUUCCCCUUCCCUCUCCUCAGAUGGAUUCUUCAGUCAGUCGUGUGGAACCAGAGCGGCUGCCAGAGAGACAGACGCAGAGAGAGGCUGCUCAGAGCAGACGCCGGGUCAGAGCGCUCAGUUUGCUUCAGACAAUCACAGGGCAGAGAGAGACGAGUGCACAGGAAAAAGAGGUAGAACACCACAGAGAGAUAGGCUGCAGAGAGGGAGAGAGAGAGAGAGAGACAAGAGGGAGGUAAAUAUGUGACAGGAUGUGGUUUCCCUGAGCUUGCACAACAUACUUUGAGCAUGACCUAAACGCACCGAGUGUACAAGUGUGUUUGAGCUCCGCUAGGUGCUGAAGAGGGGGGAAAACGAAGCCAACCGCUGGAGCUGUUGUUUCUGCUUGUUUCUCAGACGGAGGGUUGUGUUUUCCCUUCAGAGAGCCCGCUCCUCUGCAACCUCCGUCAGCUUGUUGGACAACAUCUGAAGCAGUGUUCUUCUCUUUCACACCUCUAAAGUAGAAUGAGAUAUUCUGACGGACGCUCUGGAUUUGUCUCCAAGCAGUGAACUUCUCAACCAGAUUGUGAAACAGCAGCAUCUGCAUAGGACUGACAAACUGUGGAGCCAUGGGCUGCGGACUGCGAAAGAUGAAACCGGCGUCAGACGAGAACAGUCCGGGAAAGAUUUACUCCACCCUCAAGAGACCACAAGUGGAGACCAAGGUGGGCGUGGCCUACACAUACCGGUACCUGGACUUCCUGAUUGGCAAAGACGGUGGGACCUCAACGCUGCGCCUCUCGUCGGUGCGGGAGCUGCCCGAUCAGCUCCAGGAGCUUUACCAGCAGGGGUUUGUCCUUGCGGCCGUCCAUCCAUUUAUCCAUCCCUGUGGUCCGCAGUCCAACAGCCCGCAGCACCAGCUCUACCGGGCCAUACUUGUCCGAAUCAGUGACGGGGUGGAAAGGAGCCAGCCAGUCUGCCCACCAAACAAGCUACUGCUGGAAGAGUGCCUGUCUGCGGAGCAGGUGCCCACUCCCGAGCUCAUCCAGGGCUACGUAAAGAAGAUGCAGGAUUUCGCUGACCAGGGGGUGAUGUUUGUGGGAUUUGUCCAGGAGCCAUACGGAGCGCCUUGCACCCGGAUCAGAGAACCAGAGACCCCCUCUCUGUCUCUGCACUCCAGCCCCAGUUCUGUCCUUGGCUCCCUGGGUAGCUGCAGCCCAUCAAACCCCUCAAGCCCCAGAAACCAGCCAGAUCCUGGAGCGAAAAGUGACAGUACUGACAAAGAGGGGGGCAUGCAGGCAUCCCGACUGGAUAGGGAGAGAAAUGAAAGCGAGAUCAACAGUGAAAACCACUCAGGUUCUGGCGGAGGGCGCAUCCGGGACGGCAUCUCACCGGCAGCAUCUCCAUUAUCAGAGGGAGACCUGGAGAACAGCGAGGUUCUGACCGAGGAAGACUCGUCGUACCACAAUAACAACAAAGACAUCAUCGGAGACAGAAAGGAGAGGCCAAGAUACAGGCGAGGUGAUGCAGGAGUGGAACUGCUGGCUUUGUACAACAACCCGCCGGUCCGAGAGGGCCAGGUGAAAUACUACACUGUCAAAGUGCCUCUGCGGGUUCAAAGCUAUGAAGAAGGCAUCAAAGGAGUGGAGGCCAACUGGUUGGACCACAUGACCCAACACUUCAACAACGGCGCCUCGCUGGUUGACGGAUAUUUCUACCUGGGCAACGGGAACGAUUUGCUGCCUAAGACAGUGGAAAGCGUCUUCAUCUUCCAAGAGGCGAGCGAGGGUGAGCCAAACGCUGCUGCACCCACGUAUGAUGCCAUUGUAGUGGAACAGUGGACCAACAUUGAUGGUUUGCAGGUGAAAACUGAUUACGUUCCUCUACUUCAGUCACUGGCCACAUAUGGAUGGAGACUAACCUGCGUGCUGCCGACUCCUGUAAUCAGGACUAACAGUGACGGGAGUCUGUCCACCAAGCAGAUCGUUUUCCUGCAGAGACCGGUCGUUAGCCGGAAGAAGAGGGAAUCCAAGAAACUAAUCUUCAAGGCCCGAAGCAAGUCCAACAAAAACUGCAUCAAGGAUGUGGCGAAGAACAAGAAGAAAAAGACAAUAAUUGAAAAGGAUUCUGACGAUCUGAAGAUCGCUGAUGACGGAGAGAAAGUUGGAAAAGAGGAAAAGACUGUGACUGGAAGCACAAACACAGCACAGGUAGAGGCAGCAGGCGAAUCCAAGAAAGAGAGGAAGAUAAGGAGUGAGGAAGAUAAAAAGGCUGAUGCAGGGAUGGUGAUCAGCAUCGAGAAAGUCACACGGAAAGAUGAACCAGACAAAAGUGAAGACAAAGUAGCAGAAAACUGCACCGAGGAGACGGAAAGCAAAGCUCCAGAUGGAGAGAGAUCAGAAGAAAAUGGAGAGCCAUCGGGAAAGGAGGAGGUCGAGGAGGUCAAUGAAACAGUUGUGACUGUAGAGACUCAGAGUGAGACCAAAGAAAAGGAGCUGGAGGGCACUCCGAAAGCUGAGUCCGUGAUAGAAAAUGGGAUAGAGACAGAUGAAGAGAAAUAUGACAGUGAAGCGAAUGAAAUCAAAACAGGGGAACCAGUGGAGGUUAUCGCAAAGGAGACUGUGGCAGAUCCAGCAACCACAGACCCAAGCCCAGCGGAGGCUCAGGAGUAGCACCAUGCAAGUCGAGCUUUUCCCCCAUCAUACCUCUUAAAUUCCCUCUCUUAAAAACUGAUUCCUGAAUCCAAAUUGAAGUGGGGGGGGGGAAAAGGUUGCUCCGCUCUGCUGCAGCAUCCUCCAAACCCCCCAUCUCACAUGCGAUUCCCCCAAAACCUGCAACAGUGUAGCUAAACAAAAGAAGACCGUGACAUCAGUUCUAUUGUAUAACCACAAAUACUGAAUGUAUUUAACAACAGGGGAUGCUUCUGCAGGCAGGUCCAUGUGGAGUCCAAACACUGAAUGGAGGAAGGCAGAGAGAUGAAAAACCUCAAAAAGACUUGGUCACGGUUCCAGAGCUGCUUUGUUCACUAAACACUCACUGUUCACUAUAGACGACAUAAGCUUUAGGUUUAGCUAGUAAACAGUCACUGCAGCUUACUAGCUUUACCUGAAGGUUUUAAAAACAUGAAAUAUAUAUAAAACAAAAAUAUUUGGAUGAACUUGGAAAUUUAGAUAGCAAGCUAGACACCAUUUUAUGAUGCUCAUCUGAGAUUUAUUUUUAAGUUUUCUCUAUUUUUAUUUUGUUUUUAACCAACAUCAGGUUGCUCCAACUUGAUCCACCUUCAUUAACCCUUAUGAAAGAGCUAAUUACAAUAUAUUUUCAUAUUAAUAAUUCGAGAAAAUGACUUCUUUUGCUAUAUGACUUUUUAGUGUGACCAAGUCUUCUGUUUGUGUCAGUUCUUCGUAAGGAAAUCACCACCUUUUAGUUUACGAAGUUUGCUCUAAAAUAUCUCUAAAAAAAGAUAUUUUAAAGAGAGGAGAAUUCCCAUAAAAUGUUCUUGCAGGUCAUUCCUUGUUUCAUUCUGAUCCAGGAUGCAGAGGAAAUUUACAGGAGAGCGCUGUUAGAGGUGAUGGGAAAGGCAUUUGUUGCGACAGGCAAUCCAAAGCAGGCCGUGGAGAUCAUUGUUUACGCUGAGCUCUAAGCCGUCAAGUGCUUCAAAGAGAGCCGAUAAUCACUCUUUGGUAUGAUGUGCUAAGCUUACCUUGCAUACAGAAUGUUCCCAAUAAUAUUCCCAAGCCCAGCCAGACAAGAAAGUGAAAUUCAGCUGAAUGUUCGCGCCUCAAGGACAGGAUCAGUAGAUAGGUUUCCUCUGUUAGCUUUACAUACAGGUGAGAGGAUUUCUGCAUGAAAUGUGUAGUCGGUGGGGAUUGCUCUUGUUCUGUACUGAAGCCAGAAGUGAGAGGUCUGAAGGAGAAAAGUCAGAUAAGAAAGAGGUUGUAGUGGAAAAAGGGAAUAGAGAAGAAAUAAAGAAGGACCAGUGAGCAUGAAAGACUCAAAUAACGGAAACGAAUUGGUUCGUUUAAAGCAACGGUCGUUUGUAACCCCAGCAUUUCCUGCAGAGGUUUCUUUCGCUGCUUUACCUCCAUCUCUUUUCGCACCUCUUACUGGACACAGUGUCUGACAUUAACUGAGUCAUAAUGCGCCGUAUCGCGGCUCUGCUGUGGCUUUCCAUUUUAGAGCUGGAACAAGAGGGAGGGAGGAGGCGACGUUUACAGAGCGGGGCUCUCUGUGGAUCGCUAAUGGAUUUUGUCAGUGGGGGAUCUGUCAGUAAUCAUGCAUUUAUAAUGGGGGGGUCAUUUGUUGGGGGGAGUUAUUAACAACAAAACACCUCAACAUGUCAAGUUUCACGUUUAAAAAGGAUGUCAUGGGGAUCCGUUUGCACCGGAGAGGACAAGCUUGAUUUAAAAUUACUUGCACCUCAUCGUAAAACCUGUUUUGUAAACUGUUGGCGUUUGGCUGAUUAAAAAGUACCUGCUGUCCUCGUAUAAUUUGUCACAAUUAUCUUUUUUUUUUUUGUGUUGUGAUAAUUAAUGAUAUGUGGUUGCGAAAAGUAUUUCUUCUCUGGAGAAGAAGCUCCACGAUUUCAAGUGCUCUCCUGCCUCCGGUGAGGUUCCUUUAAAUGUAAAAUGGAAAAUGUUUUUGUGUAGAGUAGAAUAUAAAACUGUGACCAGUUUAGCCUUAUUACUAUACUGUUAAUGGCCCAGAAUCUGCUAUUAGAAAUGUUUUUAGCGGCAUAUUGGUGAUUUCAGUGUUAUAUGUUUGUUAUAGUCAAACAGCAAAGUUUUGCUCCGGUUGGUGUUUUGAGGAUAUUGUUCCUGGAGUUAAGAGUGAAGGGAUGAAGAUGUUUAUCCAUAUGAAGGUAUUACAUUUUGUAUUAUUUUUCUGACAUGUUCUUGAUUGUGAAUGUCUGGUUUUCAAGUAAAAACAAAAAGGCUUUAUGCUGCCACUGCUUGUUCUGCUAAAGCUUGCAAAAAAUGCGUUGCUGACCGGUGCUUUGAGCUACCUCCUCAGGGCCGAUGUUGGCUUUCAGCUUUGGGGUCGCUGCAAGGGCGACCUCUUGAAACAUAUGCUCCCUCUCCUCUACUGCUCCAGUAUGACUAUGAGCAUGAGGUCAUCUCUAAUGGCAGCCAAGGUCAAAGGUUUCUGAGUGAGAAUGGAUUUUUCUCAGCUGUACAAACAGGAGAUUGCAUGAGCACACCGUGACAUAUUUAUUUAAAGUGCUUUGUAUCUUUUUUUUUUUUUUUUACAGAUUGAGAUUUCAUAGACACUCCUGAGUUCAUUUAGUCGGAACGUGACCAGCAUGAAAUAACAUGCUAAUUCAUGUUGUUCAACGAACUGCUCCGACCUAUUCUUUUAUUAAUAUACUCAUUUGUUAUGAAUUAGUAUAAUGAAAAGAAUUUGAGCUGUUCUUAUCUUCUGUAAGUUUCAGUUGAAUUUAAUUUAAUUGAUAAAUUAAGAUAUUGAAAGCUACUCAGAAUCUCAUGUAGAUGAUGAUAUAUGUUUCUGCUCACCUUGAUAAUUACGACUUGCAUCACAAACAAUAAAAUACUCUACAAAACAAAUACAAAUAAGAUUUCUAAUACCAUCAUAACCAUGUCCAUGCAUGUGCAGUCAAUACUUGGUUGGGGCUCAUUUUACCUGAAUUCAUGCAUUAAAGGGGACAUAUGCAAAAUUUCCAUUUUGUAAGUUUUCACACUUCUAUUUGGGUCUCUGCCCCUUCUAAAAUUAGUCUUAAAGCUUAAGCAAAUUUUUUGUAGUCCCAAUUUGCGCUAUUUAAUUGACUGUCUCCUGGUAAGUGAGCAGUCUUCCCUGUGAUUAUCUAGGCCAUAGCAUGCCAAUAAUAUAAUACUUUAGAUAUGUCAAACUCCAGUUAUUGAGGCCUGUGUAGAUGUUGCAACACAUAAAUCAAAUAAUUCAAUUAUUGGUGGAAGUCUGUACAACCUGAACACAUGAUGGAGAUUUGAUUCAGGUGUCCCAGACAGGGACACAUCUAAACGUUACAGGACACCAGCCCUCAGGGACUGGAGUUAGCUUCAAGCUAUAAUCUUUAAAAGAGAAAGUAAUAAGUGCUUGGAAUAUAUUACUCUUUUUGUAAUGAAUGUAUUCAUGAGUUUUAAUACUUGAUAUUGUUGAGAUUUAAACUGUUGUGAGUCAAUGUGGGUGCUCCUGCUUUCUUCUUCUUAUGUGUCUGCUGUAAAAUCUGAAAAGUAUGACUUGAGCGUUCCCAUUGGGGGUUUUUCUACGCAUACAGUAUAUUCCACAAGCGAAGCAUAGUCUGGAGAACAGAUUAGAUAUUCAGGUAAGCCUGAGUGACCUGAUUGUUUUUUAUUCCGGCCCAACAGCAUGGACAAGAGAAACUUUGACAGAGGACCUGACCCUGUUCCCGCUUGUCCUCUACCUGAGCCCUGCAGGGUUCCGUUUCCUCAAUAAGCACUUACUAUUUAGGUUGCUGUGUAGUCUAACCUCUAGCAUGAAUAUGCUCAAGGGAGUGUGAGUAAUUGGGGUUUUUCUUCUAUUAUUUUUGCCUGCUGUUAAUGUUAACACAGACAGGGAGUCAAAAAGCAAGGCAGAACCUGACAUUUAAUCAGCUAAACGAUGCUGAACCAUGUUAACUCUGCCAUGUGUGAAAAGGAGGGGACCUUUGACUAAUGUUAGACUCAAAUAUACAUCUGUGCUCCCCUCCAUUUAUAGUAUCUGUGAGAAAUAUACAGCUUGCUGUCUUAUAUCAGCAUAAAUGUCUCUGAGCCUGAGUAGUGGCGCUGGUGCAAUCGCUCUUGGUAAUGCUAUAAAAAAACGCAAUGGUUCAUUUCCUGUGUGCUACAAUGAUGUGAAACGGACAAAGUAGAAGCGACAGAACAUAACACAAUAGGAUGCAGUCACUUUUUUUUCCCUGUGUUGUCACUUUAGCUUUGCUCACAGCCUCUGGAAAAUGUAUUGUUAGAUUUUCUUUCUCUCUGAUGUAUUUUUUUAACACCUCAACUGCCAUCUUGAAUGUUAAGUAUCUUCGAUCAUGUGCCGAUGUCACUUGCAUUGAUGUAGAAAAAGUAUUCUUUAUCUUUCCUAUUCUGAGUAUGUCAACAUUCCUACUGUACCUGGCAUCUGUACAAUUUGUAUAUUAUAAAAUGAUUUAUAUUUAAUGUG
This is a messenger RNA of Poecilia latipinna (sailfin molly), 7220 nucleotides long. It is a transcript of the gene rftn1b, whose product is annotated as raftlin, lipid raft linker 1b. The record is from RefSeq and is a predicted model, not a curated record. The coding region runs from base 710 to 2752 and encodes 680 amino acids. NCBI's taxonomy places the organism in Eukaryota, Metazoa, Chordata, Actinopteri, Cyprinodontiformes, Poeciliidae. The transcript is spliced from 10 exons.